AUGGACGAAGAUGGAAGACAACUCGGAUGGCUCAGAACGAACUCCAAUUUUUGUGGCGUGACAGAUGGAGUAGCUUUGUUUGAAGUGAAAAUGAAGACUCUGUACAAGAAAACUGGCUUAGAGCACCGAGUCCUCGGUAGCAAAUUCGAAAACGCGUCCUAUACGAGCACCCGAUUUGUGCUCGUCAUUGGUCCGACUGGUGCUGGGAAGAGCACAUUCGUGAAUGCACUUGUCAACUACUUUGUGGGGGUUGAGUACCGUGACGAUUGCAGGUUCAUCGUUGCCACGGCCCCAAAAAAGGGUGAUGGAAAUAGUGGAACCGAGAACGUGACUGCCUAUACGAUUGAGAGUCUUCCUGGUUUUCGAUUCAGAUUUAGUCUUACCAUUGUAGAUACACCUGGAUUUGGAAACGUUGAAGUUGGCAAAGAGGAAGAAAAUAAUUGGUCGAAAAUCCAAGAGUUGUUUAAAAGCGAAGAAUUCGGUCUCAAUCGACUUCAUCUCGUCGCAUUUGUUGUCACAUCUGCAGACCACCGUCUAUCAGCACGGGCAGAAACAGCCUACGCAAAAGUCACUUCCAUCUUCGGUAACGACGUGGUAAAUAAUUUUCACAUCAUCAUAACACAUUGUGAGAUUAUGCCAAAAAAGGAGAUUCCAGUAUUGAAGACCCUGAAGAAAGCUGGUGUCCCAACAGAUUUCCCGCAUUAUCUCAAUUUUCAAGCUGUUAUGACCAAAGUCGAAGAUGCUCCUCAAGGAGAAGUUGCUUGGAGGAAACAGAGAAAAGCAUUACAAGACAUACGUGACUUUUUGGAUGAUGAUGUGAUACCUGUGAGCCUCACACUAACAAAAGACAAUCUCAAGAAGUUGCAAUUUAUUGAAACCAAACUACGAGAAUUGGAGAAUCCCAUCACAGGGAAAGACACAACACGUCGUGAAACGCAUCAGGAAUUCGAGGAGAAGAUAUAUACAGCUAAAAAACUGCAUGAAACAUUCCAGGAGCACAAGACCAAGGCAAUGAAGCCCUAUUUGCCAUAUAUCAGGAAAUUCAUUAGCAUACUCUUGGAGGAGGAUCAGGUUACGUUCAGAGGGUCCUGCAACCCAGCAAAGAUUGAAAACUUCGAGACCUAUGAAGAAGCUUUGAAGAAGGUCUCAAAGAUUCUUAAGGAGAUGGAACUCAAGGGGCAUUCUCGAGGAAAAGGGCUUUUGUCUCAUGUCCGUUCGUUCUUCGGAAUUUAA
Messenger RNA from Darwinula stevensoni, 1233 nucleotides. The record is from the annotation of a GenBank genome assembly. Lineage: Eukaryota; Metazoa; Arthropoda; Ostracoda; Podocopida; Darwinulidae.